This is a messenger RNA of Brettanomyces bruxellensis, 666 nucleotides long. RefSeq lists its product as uncharacterized. Gene Ontology annotation, molecular function: nucleoside triphosphate diphosphatase activity. The coding region runs from base 1 to 666 and encodes 221 amino acids. The transcript has a single exon. The record is from RefSeq and is a predicted model, not a curated record. Lineage: Eukaryota; Fungi; Ascomycota; Pichiomycetes; Pichiales; Pichiaceae.
AUGGAAAUUAAGAAGUUUGAUCAUCCGGUGUACCAGAAGCUUGCAGAUUACAAAGUAAUACUGUGCUCUACUUCUCCAAGGAGAAAAGACAUACUGGCACAACUAGGAUUCCAAUUUGAGAUUGCCCAAUCGCAUUUUGAGGAGAAUUUGGACAAGUCAAAGUAUUCCGUGGAUGAAUAUGUGAGGGAAACAGCAACAGGGAAGGCGAAAGCAGUGUGGAAUAAUUUGGAUAGGCGGACAAAAACAGGAAAAAUACUAUUGAUAGCAGGAGACACUGUAGUUGAAAGUGGAGGCAAGAUAUAUGAGAAGCCUCAGGAUUAUCAAAAGAACGUCGAAAUGCUCAAGGAGCUGCGAGAUUCAAAGAAUGCUGUGAAUGUGAGAUCUGGGGUUGUUCUUUUGCUUGGUGAUGAGAAGUUGCCGGAUGGAUAUCAAAUGGUUAGAUUCAACGAUAGGACUGUAGUGGAGAUGAAAAAUGAUGUUAGUGACGAGUUUAUUGAGCUGUACUGCAGAACAGGAGAAGGAUUACAGGUUGCUGGCGGAUUUAGGAUUCAGGGAUACGGGAUUAUGAUGAUGAAAGGUGUAAAAGGUGAUUUUUACAACGGAGUUGGUCUUCCGUCGACAAAAACGUUUGACGAGAUCUGCAAGUUGCUGGGUUGUGUGGUGUGA